This is a messenger RNA of Sphaeramia orbicularis (orbiculate cardinalfish), 2193 nucleotides long. Its product is annotated as actin-related protein 3-like. The transcript has 12 exons. The record is from RefSeq and is a predicted model, not a curated record. Lineage: Eukaryota; Metazoa; Chordata; Actinopteri; Kurtiformes; Apogonidae. The coding region runs from base 158 to 1414 and encodes 418 amino acids.
AGUCGAAGAACAUUUUGCAGAACCCGGAAGCGCUCCUCCAUCGGCCGUAACUGCUAUUCAUUCUGGCUGUUGCGGUUUAAAUAAGUUAGUAAUCAAAGUAAACGUGAUAUCAGGCGCUUGAUAUCUUUGCCUGUAGUUAGACUAAAGCGGAGGAAGCAUGGCUGGUCGGCUACCGGCUUGUGUGGUGGACUGCGGUACGGGGUACACAAAGCUUGGUUAUGCAGGAAACACAGAGCCGCAGUUCAUCAUCCCCUCAUGUAUCGCAAUCAAAGAGUCAGCCAAGGUGGGAGACCAGGCCCAGCGCCGGAUGAUGAAGGGUGUUGAUGAUCUGGACUUCUUCAUCGGGGACGAAGCCAUCGACAAACCAUCAUAUGCAACAAAGUGGCCGAUCCGUCACGGGAUUGUGGAAGACUGGGACCUUAUGGAGAGGUUUAUGGAGCAGAUCAUCUUCAAGUAUCUGCGGGCAGAACCUGAAGACCAUUAUUUCCUCUUGACAGAACCUCCCCUCAACACACCAGAAAACAGAGAGUACACAGCUGAGAUCAUGUUUGAGUCGUUCAACGUCCCAGGUCUCUACAUUGCUGUUCAGGCCGUCCUGGCGCUGGCUGCCUCGUGGACGUCCCGACAGGUGGGAGAGCGGACGCUGACCGGGACUGUGAUCGACAGCGGAGACGGAGUCACACACGUCAUCCCGGUGGCUGAAGGCUACGUCAUCGGCAGCUGCAUUAAACACAUCCCCAUCGCCGGCAGAGACAUCACAUACUUCAUCCAGCAGCUGCUCAGAGAGCGAGAGGUGGGGAUCCCCCCCGAACAGUCUCUGGAGACAGCGAAGGCUGUGAAGGAGCGCUUUAGCUACGUCUGCCCUGACCUUGUCAAGGAAUUUAAUAAGUACGACACAGACGGCACCAAGUGGAUCAAACAGCACACAGGAGUCAACGCCAUCACCAAGAAGGAGUUCACUAUUGAUGUGGGAUACGAGCGUUUCCUGGGACCUGAGAUCUUCUUCCAUCCUGAGUUUGCCAACCCAGACUUCACUCAGCCCAUCUCAGAGGUGGUGGAUGAGGUGAUCCAGAACUGCCCCAUCGACGUCAGGCGCCCGCUCUACAAGAACAUCGUGUUGUCUGGAGGCUCCACCAUGUUCAGAGACUUUGGCAGACGCCUGCAGAGGGACCUUAAGAGGACUGUGGACGCACGACUCAAAAUAAGUGAAGAGCUGAGUGGCGGCAAAUUAAAGCCAAAGCCUAUUGACGUUCAAGUCAUCACUCAUCACAUGCAGAGGUACGCCGUGUGGUUCGGAGGAUCAAUGCUGGCAUCGACUCCUGAGUUUUACCAGGUGUGCCACACCAAGAAAGACUACGAAGAGAUCGGGCCGAGCAUCUGCCGCCACAACCCUGUAUUCGGAGUCAUGUCCUAGGCCUCGGAGGAAGCGCAUUCAAGCGGAGGCCUAAGGAAACAAAGAAAAGAAUAAAUAUACGGAGGAAGAAGCACCGCAAGACCUCACACACACAACUGAGGAAAAAAGUCCCAUGAGCCUUUGCACGGAUGCACUGACAGGGGGGCCGACAGUUCUUUCAGAUACGAGCGACAAAGCGGACCAAACGAAAGCUGCCAAAAAGAGCGGCAGUCGAUCCUCACAAAUCGGAGGAUGGAACGAGGUGACUCGGCCCAAAGGAUCCUCAAUCCAAUGUUUACUGCAAGUAGGUUAAUAAUAGGUGAUGAAUCUGUCAUUUCUGCGUGCCUCGUAUAUGUCCUAAUAUCACCACAGGGUUGUAAUAUGUCAUUAAUCAACAUGAGUCCUGUAUAAAUGCACUUCUGUGUAUAUGGGUUGGGUUCUUGCUAUAUGUUAUGUACUCUAAAAAAUGUAAACUAAAACUAGAUCAUUUUCCACAUUAAAUAUAUCACCUGUUUGAUCCUUAAGUCAUCAAAUAGGUGCAGACUUAAAAAAAAAACAAUCAGCAGAUUCUAUUUACCAUUCCUUGUUUCCUUUCUCUUUGUUUUGUAUCUUGUGUUCCAUCAGUAACCUGAAAGAAAUGUUUUCACCAGGUUUCACUGAGACUUUUUUUGUCCUGCAAUGUUGUGACUGACCGUCACCUCUCACUUUUUAUUUGUAUUAAUCAUCUUUUGAAAAACCUGUUUGAUGAAAAAGUUGGAAAAAAAAAAAGAAAGUGGUAUUAAUAUAUGAACAUGCAGUUU